Molecule: messenger RNA, 3553 nt
Organism: Manis pentadactyla (Chinese pangolin)
Lineage: Eukaryota; Metazoa; Chordata; Mammalia; Pholidota; Manidae
Exons: 2
Coding region: 1206-2228 (340 amino acids)
Source: RefSeq, a predicted model, not a curated record
AUCCAUGUUGCUGCAAAUGGUUGGAUUUGCCCUUUUCUUAUGGCUGAGUAGUAUUCCAUUGUGUAUAUGUACCACAUCUUCUUUAUCCAUUCAUCUAUCCAUGGACCUUUAGGUUGCUUCCAAUUCUUGGCUAUUGUAAAUAGUGCUGCGAUAAACAUAGGUGUGAACUGAUCUUUCUCAUACUUGAUUGCUGCAUUCUUAGGGUAAAUUCCUAGGAGUGCAAUUCCUGGGUCAAAUGGUAGGUCUGUUUUGAGCAUUUUGAUGGACCUCCAUACUGCUUUCCACAAUGGUUGAACUAACUUACAUUCCCACCAGCAGUGUAGGAGGGUUCCCCUUUCUCCACAGCCUCGGAAACAUUUGUUGUUCUCUGUCUUUUGGAAGGCAGCCAUCCUUACUGGUGUGAGGUGGUACCUCAUUGCAGUUUCAAUUUACAUUUCUCUGAUAAUUAGCGAUAUGGAGCAUCUUUUCAUGUGUCUGUUGGCCAUCUGUAUUUCUUUUUUGGAGAACUGUCUGUCCAGUUCCUCUUCCCAUUUUUUAAUUGGGUUAUUUGUUUUUUGUUUGUUGAGGCGUGUGAGCUCUUUAUAUAUUCUGGACGUCAAGCCUUUAUCGGAUGUGUCAUUUUCAAAUAUAUUCUCCCAUACUGUAGGGUUACUUUUUGUUCUAUUGAUGCUGUCUUUUGCUGAACAGAAGCUUUUCAGCUUAAUAUUGUUGGCAGCCGCACCCAGAAAGUGGCGCCCAACGUGGGGCAGCUAGAAAGUCCCGUACAGCCCAGCUGGAAAAAACCCCACGUCAUAAAACCACAUGUAAUCACACCCUAACAAAUGUACCAAUCAGACUCUACUAAAUUGCCAUGCUAAUUAGGCUUGCAUGGCAGCACCAAUCAGCUCGGAGCAUGAGAGCUAUAUAAGCAAGCCCUUUCUUCCUCUCUGGGUCCUGCCCGACACAUUUGUUUCACAAAGAGCUGAAGAUUAAAGCUUUCUGCAGAAGAAUCCUGCUGUUGUUGCGUGCUGUUCUUGCCGGCGAGGACGGGGCGCGCGACAAGUGGUGCCGAAACCCGGGAUCCAGAACCUCACCGGCACAGGGAGGACCCUUCAGACAUCUGGAGAGGAUUCAGAACUGCAGGACUGAAGAAAAACCCGGAGUGGGUGAAGAAAACCCCUUCUGGAUCCCGGAGCGCCUGACAAGGAAGGUCUUGGACAAAGGAGAUGACCUCUCUGUACCUACUGAUCCUGCUCCUGUCACUGGGAACCCCGAUUCAGGGAGUAUUGAGAUGGGGAAUAUUGUCUGCCUUUCCUAAGCCUAUGCCCGUCCGCUUCAAUGCAGCGGUUUUUCCACGUUUUUUCACUACCAACUCUAGCAUAAACCUGCCAUACCUAGCAAAAGACACCAUGACAGCUCCUUUGGGAGAAAACCGGUCCUUUGUAACCCAUGGGUCAUUAUGCUUCACCACUCAAAAUCUAACCAACUGUAUCUCCCUAAAACAGAGAAAAUAUGGCUGGUUCAGUGAUCCGAUAACGGGGAUCGGGCUUGGGAGCAGUGAUAACCAAACGAUCCCCCAGAAUGUUCUCUGGAUCAAUGGCACGUUUGUAGAGCCCCCUGAAAGUGCUCAGUCAAACGUAACAGCAUCCCCUGUGCUUCGCCAACCCAAAUACGCCCCCCACUGUUUGGGUGACUAUGAAGGAGAACCGUGGCCUUGGACAGACUGCCAGUCAGCUACAGUGACUUGGGCAGACGUACACCACAGGUUCACUAUCUCCCCAGAUAUGACCAAAGAUAGAAGCUGGGGAACAGCAAUGGUAGAAGAUGGCAAUUACUCCCAGCCUAUGAACAGGAAUCCUUUUCACAAAUGGAUGCUGUGUGGCAUUAAUGGCUCUUGUACAGACCUGUCCCCACUAUCCGCCCUUUUAGGUGGAAGAAAAGGCGUCAGCUACAACAUGACCUAUCAGUGCUAUAUUAACGAUAGGUCCUCAGCCCCCACCACUCGUUUCUGUUCUCCGGCCAAUUCUACGCAGGGGGACCCCAAGCUCUUCUUCCCACCAGCUCCAGUAUGCCUUUCUCCUCCAUUCCUGUUCAUCUUGUCCAAUGAUAGUUUUGACUCCUGUUCCAAUACCUCCUGUUUUCUGUCUCAGUGCUGGGAUGCACUUAACUUUACCAAUGCCUUAAUAGCCCGUAUUCCUCGUUGGGUCCCCGUCCCAGUGGACGCACCUAACACCAUGACCCUGUUUUGAGAGAAACGUGACUUCGGUGCUACAGCCGCCAUAGUGCUUCUAAUCUCCAUAACCGCAGUUACAGCCACCGCAGCUGGCAUAGCUUUAGACACCUCUAUCAAAACAGCCGCUGAACUCAAUAACCUUGCAGAAUCAGUAUCCUCUGCCCUUGAACGUCAGUCCACGCUUGAUGGCAAGCUGAAAGGAGGAAUAAUGGUCCUCAACCAGCGAGUAGAUCUAGUGGAAGAGCAACUAGAUGUGCUCUGGCAGUUAGCCCAAUUGGGAUGUGAGCGAAAGUUUCGCGCUCUCUGCAUUACUAGCAUACAGUAUGAAAACUUUACGCGAGCAGCUAAUCUGUCACGAAGCCUGUCCCAGUAUCUUUCAGGAAACUGGUCCCAGGACUUUGAUGGAGCAUUGGAAGAGCUACGGCGAGAAAUAAUCCACGUCGACUCCACCCGGCUAGAUAUCUCCGUAGCAGAAGGACUCUCUUCCUGGUUUCACAGAGCUCUCUCCCACGUUAAAGAGUGGGCGGGCAUGGCUGGGAUGAGUGUAUUCAUGCUUGGAGGUCUCAUGCUCCUACUCUGGUUGUUAUGCAGGCUCCGUGCCCAACAUAGGCAAGAUAAAGUAAUCCUUGCUCAGGCCCUAAUGGCGGUAGACAUUGGUGCCUCUCCCCAAGUAUGGCUCAACAUGCUCAAUAAAGAAGCUCAGCUUUAGCUUGAGGUAGCCCUUGCACCCUGAGCCUUUGUGGCAUUGCACCAGGCCCGGGUACCUUGUUGCUUACCUACAACUUUCCCUAAGAAACUCGCAGUGCAAGAGGGUCAAAGAAAAAGUCCAAGACCCUUUGUACCAGGCGGUCCCAACGUCUGCUAGAGGAUGCGAGGCAAAGCACUGCAAGAGGUUUUGGACCCCUCUGAGAGACACGCCUGACUGCAUAGGGGUAGAUGCCCAGAGACCCCUCUCCAAAAAAAAGGCAUCAAAAAGUAUUUGCUGGAGGUCAGGCCUCUAUCUCCGCCUCAGCUGACAUGUUCCGCUCUGAGUUUCUAUUAAACAAAAAAGGGGGAGAUGUUGGCAGCCGCACCCAGAAAGUGGCGCCCAACGUGGGGCAGCUAGAAAGUCCCGUACAGCCCAGCUGGAAAAAACCCCACGUCAUAAAACCACAUGUAAUCACACCCUAACAAAUGUACCAAUCAGAGUCUACUAAAUUGCCAUGCUAAUUAGGCUUGCAUGGCAGCACCAAUCAGCUCGGAGCAUGAGAGCUAUAUACGCAAGCCCUUUCUUCCUCUCUGGGUCCUGCCCGACACAUUUGUUUCACAAAGAGCUGAAGAUUAAAGCUUUCUGCAGAAGAA